Molecule: messenger RNA, 1780 nt
Organism: Peromyscus californicus insignis
Lineage: Eukaryota; Metazoa; Chordata; Mammalia; Rodentia; Cricetidae
Gene: Cldn11
Product: claudin 11
Exons: 3
Coding region: 184-807 (207 amino acids)
Biological process (GO): bicellular tight junction assembly; cell adhesion
Cellular component (GO): plasma membrane; bicellular tight junction
Molecular function (GO): structural molecule activity
Source: RefSeq, a predicted model, not a curated record
CCAGCAGCGCUGCUGUCCCCGCCGUGCGCACCUGUCUUCGCCGCAGCUCGCAGCCUCUCCCGCUCCACCUCGAGGGUCCCGGAGCCAGCGGCUCGCGAGGGCGGCAGAGGGCAAGCCUAGGGCAGGCUCUGUCCAGGCCGGCGCAGGAGGCACAGUCCGUGAGGGUCGAGCACUGCGGCCACCAUGGUAGCCACGUGCCUGCAGGUGGUGGGCUUCGUCACGAGCUUCGUGGGUUGGAUCGGCAUCAUUGUCACCACGUCUACCAAUGACUGGGUGGUGACCUGCAGCUACACCAUCCCCACCUGCCGAAAAAUGGACGAACUGGGCUCCAAGGGGUUGUGGGCCGACUGCGUCAUGGCCACUGGUCUCUACCACUGCAAGCCCUUGGUGGACAUCCUCAUCCUCCCGGGCUACGUGCAGGCUUGCAGAGCCCUCAUGAUUGCUGCUUCAGUUCUGGGUCUGCCAGCCAUCCUUCUGUUGCUGACGGUUCUUCCCUGCAUCCGCAUGGGCCACGAGCCUGGAGUGGCCAAGUACAGGCGAGCCCAGCUGGCCGGGGUGCUCCUCAUCCUGCUGGCUCUCUGCGCCAUUGUCGCCACCAUCUGGUUCCCUGUCUGCGCCCACCGUGAGAUCACCAUCGUGAGCUUUGGCUACUCGCUGUACGCAGGCUGGAUCGGAGCUGUGCUGUGCCUGGUGGGUGGCUGCGUCAUCGUCUGCUGCUCCGGGGACGCACAGGCAUUUGGAGAAAACCGUUUCUAUUACUCCUCUGGCUCCAGCUCGCCAACGCAUGCCAAGAGUGCCCACGUAUAAGAGGGCUGCUCCGCUGCCCACCGAGGUGCUGGGCCUGGGGCCCUGGGUUUCCUCCGUAGUGGGGAGAAGCCCAUUUCUCUGCCGGGCACUGAAGCCAAAGGUGUAGAAAGUGUCCCGCCUGGCGGUUUGCAGUCCUAACAACCCAUCCGCCCCACCACUUCUUGGUUCUUAAAAGAAAUCUCUAGCUCAGAUAAUGCCCACAUAGUUUUCUCCUGGUGUUGACCGCUUUUAGCUCUUUCCUUGGGCAUUCCAUUGUUGUUGAUUAAAAAAAUAUUUUGUUUCUUUCUUAAAUUCAAAUAUCUUGGGAACAUUGCUGACUUGGGUGUGGAUUGGGAGAGAGAUAAAAGACACUUUUCAAACGGUUACUGAUGACAAUGGAGGCCUCAUAGAGACACAGCUGUUUUUUCUUCCCCCUUGAGUUUCAAGGUCACUUGCAUAUAAGAGAUAGAAAAUGGGAACACGGGUGGGAGGGACUCCUGAACGUUCUCUCUGCGGGAAUGCUUCCCUUUUAUAAGUUGUGGGGUCAGGACUUUUUUUUUAGUUUGUGAUUUUACAUUUAUCUGUACAUACUUUUUCAAGAUCGAUCAUUUUUAUAACCAUGGGUUUCCUGAAAUUUUCAACUCACCAAUAUGAAGGAAAUGAACCACACAGAUUUUAAUAUGCAGUAAGUAACAGUACGAAGAUUAUAACUUUAACUGCCCGUCCACGAUUUCCAGGUUUGUAUGCUGUAGGUUUUAGUUCUACAGUUGUGUAUGCUUCAAAUUAACACCUUUUAAAAGCUUUUCUCGCCCUCUACCUCUGUCUCCAUUCUGUCAGCGAUCUUGAAGCGAUGCUGUUUAACAUAGAUUGUACUGUUGAAUUUGGCUAAACACUGAUGGUCUGUCGGGAUCCGAGACUCUAGACACCCCACACAGGCUUGGUGCAUUUUGUUAAGGUAAAAUCUGUGCAAUAAAAUAACAAAGUGUCUCCCAAA